Salvelinus fontinalis (brook trout) is the source of this 12960-nucleotide messenger RNA. Its product is annotated as protein unc-79 homolog. The coding region runs from base 181 to 9627 and encodes 3148 amino acids. The record is from RefSeq and is a predicted model, not a curated record. Gene Ontology annotation, molecular function: protein binding. NCBI's taxonomy places the organism in Eukaryota, Metazoa, Chordata, Actinopteri, Salmoniformes, Salmonidae. The transcript has 27 exons.
CAGAUACCUAUCUAGGCCAAGAUAAAUACUAUUAAACUGCCAUACAACCACUUUUCAUGUGCAUGUGACAAUUGAUAAGGUGUAUGGAGUCUUUCUUGUCCUGGAGGACAAAUUGCUUCGCAGCAAGUUUUUAUUGAUGAAUAACACAAAAACAUGUAAGUGCAGUGCUAACACUUGUGUAUGUGUGUGUUUGUGUGUCUGUGUGUCUGUGUGUCUGUGUGUCUGUGUGUUUGUGUGUUUGUGUGUCUGUGUGUUUGUGUGUCUGUGUGUCUGUGUGUCUGUGUGUUUGUGUGUUUGUGUGUCUGUGUGUCUGUGUGUUUGUGUGUUUGUGUGUCUGUGUGUCUGUGUGUUUGUGUGUCUGUGUGUUUGUGUGUCUGUGUGUUUGUGUGUUUGUGUGUUUGUGUGUCUGUGUCUGUGUGUUUGUGUGUCUGUUUGUUUGUGUGUCUGUGUGUUUGUGUGUCUGUGUGUUUGUGUGUCUGUGUGUUUGUGUGUCUGUGUGUUUGUGUGUCUGUGUGUUUGUGUGUCUGUGUCUGUGUGUUUGUGUGUCUGUUUGUUUGUGUGUCUGUGUGUUUGUGUGUCUGUGUGUUUGUGUGUCUGUGUGUUUGUGUGUCUGUGUGUUUGUGUGUCUGUGUCUGUGUGUUUGUGUGUCUGUUUGUUUGUGUGUCUGUGUGUUUGUGUGUCUGUGUGUUUGUGUGUCUGUGUGUCUAUGUGUUUGUGUGUCUGUGUGUUUGUGUGUUUGUGUGUCUGUGUGUUUGUGUGUCUGUGUGUUUGUGUGUCUGUGUGUUUGUGUGUCUGUGUGUUUGUGUGUCUGUUUCUGUAUGUCUGUGUGUUUGUGUGUCUGUGUGUUUGUGUGUCUGUGUGUUUGUGUGUCUGUGUGUUUGUGUGUCUGUGUGUUUGUGUGUCUGUGUGUUUGUGUGUCUGUUUCUGUAUGUCUGUGUGUUUGUGUGUCUGUGUGUUUGUGUGUCUGUGUGUUUGUGUGUCUGUGUGUUUGUGUGUCUGUGUGUUUGUGUGUCUGUGUGUUUGUGUGUCUGUUUGUUUGUGUGUCUGUGUGUUUGUGUGUCUGUGUGUUUGUGUGUCUGUGUGUCUAUGUGUUUGUGUGUCUGUGUGUUUGUGUGUCUGUGUGUUUGUGUGUCUGUGUCUGUGUGUUUGUGUGUCUGUUUGUUUGUGUGUCUGUGUGUUUGUGUGUCUGUGUGUUUGUGUGUCUGUGUGUCUAUGUGUUUGUGUGUCUGUGUGUUUGUGUGUUUGUGUGUCUGUGUGUUUGUGUGUCUGUGUGUUUGUGUGUCUGUGUGUUUGUGUGUCUGUGUGUUUGUGUGUCUGUUUCUGUAUGUCUGUGUGUUUGUGUGUCUGUGUGUUUGUGUGUCUGUGUGUUUGUGUGUCUGUGUGUUUGUGUGUCUGUGUGUUUGUGUGUCUGUUUCUGUAUGUCUGUGUGUUUGUGUGUCUGUGUGUUUGUGUGUCUGUGUGUCUGUGUGUCUGUGUGUCUGUGUGUUUGUGUGUUUGUGUGUCUGUGUGUUUGUGUGUCUGUGUGUCUGUGUGUCUGUGUGUUUGUGUGUUUGUGUGUCUGUGUGUCUGUGUGUUUGUGUGUUUGUGUGUCUGUGUGUCUGUGUGUUUGUGUGUCUGUGUGUUUGUGUGUCUGUGUGUUUGUGUGUUUGUGUGUUUGUGUGUCUGUGUCUGUGUGUUUGUGUGUCUGUUUGUUUGUGUGUCUGUGUGUUUGUGUGUCUGUGUGUUUGUGUGUCUGUGUGUUUGUGUGUCUGUGUGUUUGUGUGUCUGUGUGUUUGUGUGUCUGUGUCUGUGUGUUUGUGUGUCUGUUUGUUUGUGUGUCUGUGUGUUUGUGUGUCUGUGUGUUUGUGUGUCUGUGUGUUUGUGUGUCUGUGUGUUUGUGUGUCUGUGUCUGUGUGUUUGUGUGUCUGUUUGUUUGUGUGUCUGUGUGUUUGUGUGUCUGUGUGUUUGUGUGUCUGUGUGUCUAUGUGUUUGUGUGUCUGUGUGUUUGUGUGUUUGUGUGUCUGUGUGUUUGUGUGUCUGUGUGUUUGUGUGUCUGUGUGUUUGUGUGUCUGUGUGUUUGUGUGUCUGUUUCUGUAUGUCUGUGUGUUUGUGUGUCUGUGUGUUUGUGUGUCUGUGUGUUUGUGUGUCUGUGUGUUUGUGUGUCUGUGUGUUUGUGUGUCUGUGUGUUUGUGUGUCUGUUUCUGUAUGUCUGUGUGUUUGUGUGUCUGUGUGUUUGUGUGUCUGUGUGUUUGUGUGUCUGUGUGUUUGUGUGUCUGUGUGUUUGUGUGUCUGUGUGUUUGUGUGUCUGUUUGUUUGUGUGUCUGUGUGUUUGUGUGUCUGUGUGUUUGUGUGUCUGUGUGUCUAUGUGUUUGUGUGUCUGUGUGUUUGUGUGUCUGUGUGUUUGUGUGUCUGUGUCUGUGUGUUUGUGUGUCUGUUUGUUUGUGUGUCUGUGUGUUUGUGUGUCUGUGUGUUUGUGUGUCUGUGUGUCUAUGUGUUUGUGUGUCUGUGUGUUUGUGUGUUUGUGUGUCUGUGUGUUUGUGUGUCUGUGUGUUUGUGUGUCUGUGUGUUUGUGUGUCUGUGUGUUUGUGUGUCUGUUUCUGUAUGUCUGUGUGUUUGUGUGUCUGUGUGUUUGUGUGUCUGUGUGUUUGUGUGUCUGUGUGUUUGUGUGUCUGUGUGUUUGUGUGUCUGUUUCUGUAUGUCUGUGUGUUUGUGUGUCUGUGUGUUUGUGUGUCUGUGUGUUUGUGUGUCUGUGUGUUUGUGUGUUUGUGUGUCUGUGUGUUUGUGUGUCUGUUUGUUUGUGUGUCUGUGUGUUUGUGUGUCUGUGUGUUUGUGUGUCUGUGUGUCUAUGUGUUUGUGUGUCUGUGUGUUUGUGUGUCUGUGUCUGUGUGUUUGUGUGUCUGUUUGUUUGUGUGUCUGUGUGUUUGUGUGUCUGUGUGUUUGUGUGUCUGUGUGUCUAUGUGUUUGUGUGUCUGUGUGUUUGUGUGUUUGUGUGUCUGUGUGUUUGUGUGUCUGUGUGUUUGUGUGUCUGUGUGUUUGUGUGUCUGUGUGUUUGUGUGUCUGUUUCUGUAUGUCUGUGUGUUUGUGUGUCUGUGUGUUUGUGUGUCUGUGUGUUUGUGUGUCUGUGUGUUUGUGUGUCUGUGUGUUUGUGUGUCUGUUUCUGUAUGUCUGUGUGUUUGUGUGUCUGUGUGUUUGUGUGUCUGUGUGUUUGUGUGUCUGUGUGUUUGUGUGUCUGUGUGUUUGUGUGUCUGUGUGUUUGUGUGUCUGUGUGUUUGUGUGUCUGUUUCUGUAUGUCUGUGUGUUUGUGUGUCUGUGUGUCUAUGUGUUUGUGUGUCUGUGUGUCUAUGUGUUUGUGUGUCUGUGUGUUUGUGUGUUUGUGUGUCUGUAUGUCUGUGUGUCUGUGUGUUUGUGUGUCUAUGUGUUUGUGUGUCUGUGUGUUUGUGUGUUUGUGUGUCUGUGUGUUUGUGUGUCUGUGUGUUUGUGUGUCUGUGUGUUUGUGUGUCUGUUUCUGUAUGUCGGUGUGUUUGUGUGUCUGUGUGUUUGUGUGUCUGUGUGUUUGUGUGUCUGUGUGUUUGUGUGUCUGUGUGUUUGUGUGUCUGUUUCUGUAUGUCUGUGUGUUUGUGUGUCUGUGUGUUUGUGUGUCUGUGUGUUUGUGUGUCUGUGUGUUUGUGUGUUUGUGUGUUUGUGUGUCUGUGUGUUUGUGUGUCUGUGUGUUUGUGUGUCUGUUUCUGUAUGUCUGUGUGUUUGUGUGUCUGUGUGUUUGUGUGUCUGUGUGUUUGUGUGUCUGUGUGUUUGUGUGUCUGUGUGUUUGUGUGUUUGUGUGUCUGUGUGUUUGUGUGUCUGUGUGUUUGUGUGUCUGUGUGUUUGUGUGUCUGUGUGUUUGUGUGUCUGUUUCUGUAUGUCUGUGUGUUUGUGUGUCUGUGUGUUUGUGUGUCUGUGUCUGUGUGUUUGUGUGUCUGUGUCUGUGUGUUUGUAUGUCUGUGUUUGUGUGUCUGUGUGUUUGUGUGUCUGUGUGUUUGUGUGUCUGUGUGUCUGUAUGUCUGUGUGUCUGUGUGUUUGUGUGUCUAUGUGUUUGUGUGUCUGUGUGUUUGUGUGUUUGUGUGUCUGUGUGUUUGUGUGUCUGUGUGUUUGUGUGUCUGUGUGUUUGUGUGUCUGUGUGUUUGUGUGUCUGUUUCUGUAUGUCGGUGUGUUUGUGUGUCUGUGUGUUUGUGUGUCUGUGUGUUUGUGUGUCUGUGUGUUUGUGUGUCUGUGUGUUUGUGUGUCUGUGUGUUUGUGUGUCUGUUUCUGUAUGUCUGUGUGUUUGUGUGUCUGUGUGUUUGUGUGUCUGUGUGUUUGUGUGUCUGUGUGUUUGUGUGUCUGUGUGUUUGUGUGUUUGUGUGUCUGUGUGUUUGUGUGUCUGUGUGUUUGUGUGUCUGUGUGUUUGUGUGUCUGUGUGUUUGUGUGUCUGUUUCUGUAUGUCUGUGUGUUUGUGUGUCUGUGUGUUUGUGUGUCUGUGUCUGUGUGUUUGUGUGUCUGUGUCUGUGUGUUUGUAUGUCUGUGUUUGUGUGUCUGUGUGUUUGUGUGUCUGUGUGUUUGUGUGUCUGUGUGUUUGUGUGUCUGUGUGUUUGUGUGUUUGUGUGUCUGUGUGUUUGUGUGUCUGUGUGUUUGUGUGUCUGUGUGUUUGUGUGUCUGUGUGUUUGUGUGUCUGUUUCUGUAUGUCUGUGUGUUUGUGUGUCUGUGUGUUUGUGUGUCUGUGUCUGUGUGUUUGUGUGUCUGUGUCUGUGUGUUUGUAUGUCUGUGUUUGUGUGUCUGCAGGGCUUGUGUCUGUGCCUGGACUUUCAGUUCGACACGGUGGUGAGGGACCGGCCCAUCAUCCUCAGCAAGCUGCUGAUGCUGCACCACCUGAAGCAGGAAGUCCCUGCCCUCAGCUGGGAGUUCUUUGUCAACCGCUUCGAGACGCUCUCCCUGGAGGCCCAGCUCCACCUGGACUGCAACAAGGAGUUCCCCUUUCCCACCACCAUCACAGCUGUGCGCACCAACGUGGCCAACCUUAGUGAUGCAGCGAUGUGGAGAAUCAGACGGGCGCGCUUUGCCAGGAACCGCCAGAAGAGUGUGCGUUCCCUCCGUGACAGCAUCAAGGGCCCGUCCACAACCAAGCGAGCCUUCUCCCUCCCAGAGACUCUGUGUAACCGACUACCUUUAAGGCUUACGAGGCAAGAGCACUCUGCCCCGACUCUGGGAGAUAUGAUAGAGAAAGUCCUGCCAGCACGCCUCCUCCCGCCUUUUAACCCUGAUGCUUCGGCCCCUCUCCAAGGCCACAGCCCCUCAAUGGAGGAUGACUCGGUCAUCAGGGACCUGCUCCCAGAGGAUGCUGGGAUAGAUCACCAGACGGUGCACCAGCUCAUCAUGGUACUCAUGAAGUUCAUGGCCAAAGACAAGAGCAGUGCCGAGGCAGACAUCGGCAGUGCCAAGGCCUUCAACUCGGUGAAGCGCCACCUGUAUGUGCUGCUGGGCUAUGACCAGCAGGAGGGUUGCUUCAUGAUCGCACCGCAAAAGAUGAGGACCUCCACCUGCUUCAAUGCUUUCAUUGCUGGCAUCGCACAGGUGAUGGACUACAACAUUGGGCUGGGGAAGCAGCUGCUCCCCCUGGUGGUCCAGGUGUUGAAGUACUGCACCUGCCCCCAGCUCAGACACUACUUCCAGCAGCCGCCGCGUUGCUCUCUCUGGGCCCUGCAGCCACACAUCAGACAGAUGUGGCUCAAAGCUCUGCUGGUCAUCCUCUACAAGUACCCCUACAGGGACAUGGAUGUAAGUAAAGGAGUUCUGCACCUGAUCCACAUCACCAUCAACACCCUGAAUGCCCAGUACCACAGCUGUAGACCCCAUGCCACUGCUGGACCCCUCUAUAGUGACAACUCCAACAUCAGCCGCUACAACGAGAAAGAGAAAGAGGAGGACAGUGUGUUUGAUGAGUCUGACGUUCAUGACACACCAACUGGAGCAGGCAACAAGGAGUCUCAGACCUUCUUCGCCCGUCUGAAAAGGAUCGGUGGCAGCAAGUCUGUCAAGUACCAGCCGGUAGAGCUGAAUGCCCAGAAAAGUGAAAUUGAGCUGUCUGAGUACCGUGAGGCCAGUGCGCUACAGGACAGCAUCCUGCACUGUGUGAGGGAGGAGAGCACCAGGAAGAAGCGUCUGCAGGCCAUGCACAAGCAGAAGUCCCUGGACAUUUCCAACACCGACUCCAUCCUCUACAACCUGGACGAGCACCGACGCAAGUCCUGCAUAGACCGCUGUGACCUGCAGCAUGGUACCCCCGGGCUCCCCUCCUCCACCACCUCCCACCCGAGGCGGACAGGGGGCCAUGGGAAGGGCUCGUCAGACGGCUCCUCAGGCCGAGCGGAGGGCAGUGACCACCAGGACCGUUCAGGAACCCGGGGGGGCCACUCAGACUGCUCGAGGCCUGUCAUCCCAGAGGUGCGUCUCAGCUGCAUGGAGACGUUUGAGGACAAGGCCGACUUGGACUCCCCUCUUACAGGCGGCUCUUCUGCAGAGAAGGAGGACCAGGACCUCAUUGACCUCUCCUCCGACUGCACUUCAAUCCCAGAGAAGCACUCCAUCCUCUCCAUGUCCGACAGUGACUCCCUGGUGUUUGAGCCCCUACCACCACUGAGGAUCGUGGAGAGUGACGAGGAGUUUGACCUGAACAUGGUGAUGGGCCCCAGGCUGAAUGGGAGUGCCAGGCCCCCUGCUUCCCCUGCCAGGCCUGCUGCUUCCCCUGCCAGGCCCCCUGCCUCCCCUGCCAGGUAUGCUGCCUCCCCUGCCAAGCCCGCUGCCUCCCCUGCCAGGCCCACUGCCUCCCCUGCCAGCAGCAGCACCGCGUGCCUGUCCCCCAUGGUGCAGGUGAGCGUGGAGGACUGUUCUAAGGAGAAGAGGACCACAGACUCCCCAUCAAAAGAAAGCCCCCAACAGCCUCUACAGAGGAGACCACACUAUGCAACCCCCACCACCUCCCUGGAGCUGCCUGACCGGUCGGAGCACCCUGGCCUGGAGAGCCCCAUGACUCUCAGCUUACAACAGAAGAGGGACCUGCUGAGGAAGACCCCUGCUGUCCCUGACACCUCCCUGGAUGACUUUGUGCAUCCUGAGGACUUAAAGGCAGGGGUGGGUCUGGGGACCAGUCCCUCUGGCAGGAUGAUCUUCCUGGACAUCCCUGAGGACACAGUUGAACCCCUCACCUCUCUGGAGGGGAACAACAACGACGAAGAGGAAUAUUAUGAAGAAGAUGACGAGGACCUUGAUGACAGUGACUUUAAACCUGAUGAUGAUGAGAACGACGAGGCAGAGUUUAAGAUCCAGAUAGUUCCCCGGCAACGCAAACAGAGGAAGAUAGCUGUGAGUGCCAUCCAGAGAGAGUACCUGGACAUCUCCUUCAACACCCUGGACAAGCUGGGUGAGCAGCCCACUGACACAGAUCACAAAGUUCUGUCUACCCUGGAAAAGCCACGGGAAUCCGCCUCAGCCCCCACCCUUGAAGCUGCUAUCCCAGAAACAAGCAACCGCUCUUCAGUAUCAACUCAGUACCGUCAGGCAAAGCGAGGCUCGUUGGGAGCUCUAACCAUGAGCCAGCUGAUGAAGAGACAGCUGGAGCACCAGUCCAGUGCCCCUCACAACAUCAGCACCUGGGAGACAGGCCCCACCAAGACCAGCCUCCUAUCUGCCCCCAGUACAGUCAGCAUGUUUGUGCCUGCCCCUGAGGAGUUCAUUGAUGACCAGCCCACCACCAUGACUGACAGGUGUCGUGACUGUGGUGCGGUGCUAGAGGAGUAUGAUGAGGAGACCCUGGGCCUGGCAGUGGUGGUGCUCUCCAUGUUCAUCCACCUCAGCCCUGACCAAGCUGCUCCCCUGCUUCUGGACAUCAUGCAGUCUGUGGGCAGGCUGGCGUCUAGUGCUAAUUUCUCUGGGCAAGCUGAGAGCAUGCUGAUCCCUGGCAACGCAGCAGGUGUGGCUAAGCAGUUCCUCCGCUGUGUGUUCCAUCAGCUGGCCCCCAAUGGCAUCCUGCCCCAGCUCUUCCAGAGCAACAUCAAAGAUGGAGGUUUUCUGAGAACAUUGGCCUUUUCCCUGAUUGAUUUUAAUGAACUGAGUUCUGUGGCUGCACUGAACCAGCUGCUGGAGGGUCUGAACAACAAGAAGAGUCUACCAGCAGGGGGCACCAUGCUGCACUGCCUGGGGAACAUCGCCACCUUCAUGGAGGCCCUGCCCAUGGACUCCCCCAGCAACUUGUGGACCACCAUCUGCAAUCAGUUCCAGACCUUCCUCACUAAACUACCCUCUGUGCUGCCUCUGAAGUGUCCCCUGGACUCCAGUUUGAGGAUCAUCAUUUGCCUGUUGAAGAUCCCCACCACAAGUGCAACACGGAGCUUACUGGAGCCCUUCUCCAAACUGCUGAGCUUUGUCAUCCAGUAUGGAGUGUUCAGCCUCUCUUACCUGGUGGAGCUGUGUGGCCUCUGCUACAAAGCCUUCAAUAAGGAGCGAGAUAAGUUCUAUAUGUCUCGUAUUGUGGUGCUGGAGCUUCUACAGGCUCUGAAGUUCAAGUCUCCUCUACCCGAUACUAACCUGCUACUGCUUGUCCAGUUUGUUUGUUCAGAUAUUGGUACGAGGCUAGCAGAGUCUACUGUACUCUCAAAGCACAUGAUCUCAUCUCUUCCAGGGUGCACGACAGCAGCAAUGGAAUGCAUGAGGCAAUACAUCAGUGAACUUCUAGACUUCAUAGCGGAUAUGCACACACUGACCAAAUUAAAAAGCCAUAUGAAGGCGUGUUGUCAGCCACUGCACGAGGACACGUUCGGAGGGAACCUGAAAGUGGGCCUGGCACAGGUAGCUGCCAUGGAGAUCAGCAAAGGCAAUCACCGUGACAACAAGGCAGUGAUCCGUUAUCUGCCCUGGCUCUACCAUCCCCCGUCCGCCAUGCAGCAGGGACCUAAGGAGUUCAUUGAAUGUGUGUCCCACAUCCGCCAGCUAUCCUGGCUGCUCCUGGGCUCCCUGACCCACUAUGCCCUGCACCAGGGCUCCACCUCCUGUAUGCCCAUCCCCCUGGACGCUGGCUCACACAUCGCUGACCACCUCAUCGUCAUCCUCAUCGGCUUCCCUGAACAAUCCAAGACGUCAGUGCUGCACAUGUGCUCCCUGUUCCAUGCCUUCAUGUUUGCCCAGCUGUGGACCAUCUACUGUGAGCAGUCGGCGGCCACUCCGGCCCUGCAGAACCAGAAUCAGACAGAGUUCUCCUCCAACGCCAUCCUGACCGGCCUGGAGUUCUGGAGCCGCGUCACACCCAGCAUCUUGCAGCUCAUGGCCCACAACAAAGUGAUGGUGGAGAUGGUGUGUCUACAUGUCAUUAGCCUGAUGGAGGCUCUACAAGAAUGCAACUCAACUAUCUUUGUGAAGUUAAUACCUAUGUGGUUGCCCAUGAUUCAAUCUAACCUAAAGCACCUGUCUGCAGGGCUACAGCUGCGGCUGCAGGCCAUCCAGAACAGAGUGAACCACCAGUGUGUGCAGGGCCAGGCGGCUGGGGCCCUGCCCUUCGCCCUGCGCAAGUGGCUGCAGUGCACACAGUUCAAGAUGGCCCAGGUGGAAAUCCAGUCAUCCGAGGCUGCCUCACAGUUCUACCCCAUGUGACCUGCCCACCUCUCACUAUGGGAGAUCCUCCAAGACCCAGUCCUCCUCAGGACCAGCAUGCAUCUGUUUGCUGCCGGCCUGACCAUAAACAUCAGGAAGUCGACUCCUGCAUAAACUGACUCUCGCCGUCUUAAGACACUGCUUCCGACGUAAUCAUCUUCAGCACCUUCUAAACUUUGUAUAUCUAUACUAUUCUUUGGUGCAAUGAAAGGAUAGGUGAGUAGAGGUUGGGCAGGUGUGCAGAUGUAGGGGGAUCACAGUUCUGUAGAUAGCAGGUUAGGUGUCCAACAUGCUGUGUGCUGCAUCAGAGGUCAGAACAGAUGGAGAGAAUAUAUAGCAGCAGAUGAUAGUCUGGAUGAGGAAUGCUGAAGCAGACUUGUUCACUUGGUGAUUCUCAUGGUCUAUAUCGUUAUGUUCAGUUGCAAGCCUGAUAAAAAUAAUAAAAUCAAGACACAUUUUCUAAAUCUUGUCUCUGUCAUUUCUACAGAGGACAGUUAAAGUGCACAAAGUGUGAUAUGAUUGCACAUCUGCACAGUAACUACUACAGUAUAUCUUCACUAAGGUUUAUGGGAAAACGAAAUGACUGCAAGAGGAUCUGUUAAACCCAAAGACUGUAUAGGAACCACCCAUAUCCUAGCUCAGAAGAAACCAAUAGCAAUCAUACUAUAUAUCUUAUCAGUAAAUCCAAUUAGACUUUAGAGCACCUGUCUCACCUCUUCCUCUGCUCAGUUCCAACAGGUUGCCUCUCGCCAUCAGAGCCCAGAUCGAUCAGACACAAUGUGGGUUGCAGUAGCAACAGAAGCAGCAGCGUUGUAACUCGAUCAGGAUGAAACCAAACAGGGGAGGUAAACAAGACAAGCUAGUCCGUGUUGACCGCCCCCUGUAGAGCCUAGCCAUCAUUUCCCACAGACAUGGACCAAAUACACUUACCUCUGGUCUAAUGUGGUUUGUCAUGAUAAAGCAUUGUUGUGGAAUCUAAUCACAUUAUGGAAAGGGCACUUGUCAGGGAAUACCACGCCACAUGAGAGCUGGACUAUACCGUAUAUUUAAAUCAAAGCUUGAUCUCACUCACUUUUUUUCUCUACAUUGUUUCCCUUUUAUUUUCAAGUUGAAUUAAAAAGCUAUUUAAUGCCAUGGUUGUCGGACACAAACGGAAAACAAGCAGGGUAGAAUUAGAUGAGUCCUGUAGAAUGUAUCAUAUUUCAUAACUUCUCUACGCCUGCACUUUGUAAAGGGAUCCUAUGAGAGGCGUGUGUCAAAUGAGUCACCAGCUUUAAGUGCUGUCUGACGGUGGCAACUGCAGCCCCGGUGCAAGGGGAUUUCACUUGAUUAAACACACACACACACACACACACACACACACACACACACACACACACACACACACACACACACACACACACACACACACACACACACACACACACACACACACACACACACACACACACACACACACACACAGGUGACUCCAUCAAUCUCUGUGCUUAGCUCAUCAAAUAGCCUCUCUGCAACAGUGUUCCUGUGUGUGUGUGUUUAAUCAAGUGAAAUCCCCUUGCACCGGGGCUGCAUCUGCCAGUCGUUGCCACCGUCAUGAUCGUUUGAACUUGCAGCUCUUUUUUAAAGAACCUCUCUUAUUAGCAGCUGCUUAUCUAAUCAAUGUCCCACAGGUACCCAGCACUCUCCCUGCCUGCCGGCCUGCCUCCUCCUGGAGGACCAUAUGGGAGCACUGACCUGAUGAGCAGGCAGUUGGAGAUCUAGUGGGUAAUUAAUGCUGACCAAGGGCUCUCAGGCAGAGAGUGUCCCCAGAGCAAGCAGCCCUAGAUUGCGAAGGUCAGCUUUGAGACACACACAGGAGCAUGGACAUGCAUGGAUUUUCCCUGAUAUAAAGGGUAGCCUGUUUACUGCUCAACAGCAAACAGUUCCGCCUUGAGCUAACAGCCACAAAUAAGAGACACACAGAAGCACUCACUGGAUGUCUAAUAACAAUUAAAAACUGGGUGGUUUGAGCCCUGAAUGCUGAUUGGCUAACAGCCGUGGUAUCAGACUGUAUACCACUGGUAUGACAAAAAAAAUAUUUUUACUGCUCUAAUUAAGUUGGUAACCAGUUUAUAAUAGCAAUAGGGCACCUCAGGGUUUGUGAUAUAUGGCCAAUAUACCACGGCUAAGGGCUGUAUCCAGGUACUCCGUGUUUCGUCGUACUUAAGAACAUCCCUUAGCCUUGGUAUAUUGGCCAUAUACCACACCCCCUCAUGCCUUAUUGCUUAAGUAUAUACUCAUAUAUAACCAAUAGUGCAAGUGUCCUCUGAUUGGUCAUAAUCAGUCAAUAGCACAUAAGAAGCCUAAACUCUUGUAAUGAUAGAAACGAUCUAAGACCACAGUAGCUAUAUUACUGUCAAGAAUGGAUCGAAUUUGCUGCUAAACAAAUAACAAGGUGAUUAUUUUCCCAUUUACCCUCUUGGAAUACAUUGUAUUUUAUCUGGGCGAGCCACACAGAGCUUGUUGAGAUAGAGAGGAUCCCUGGCCUUCCUCUUCAGGCCUGUCAGAUCUUUUUUAUUACAGAGCAACUCAGAGUGCCCUGGCUGGACAAUGCAUGAAUGUUUAAAUUGCCCAGAGUGUCCCAUGGCAUUAUCAUCAAGUGGCACAUCUAAAGCAGGAGAAGGCAGACUAGUGUAUGGUCUCUCAUUCCCAUUCCUCUCUCCCUCUCUACAUGGCUCAGCUUGGACCCUGCUGCCUUUCUCCCCCAACGAAGUGGUUGUGUUUCUAAUGGUUUCUUUUUUUAAAGGAGGAAAAUUCUCAAGAAUAUGGACUAAUUGAUUCCUUGAUGACCUACCAGAGCCCAUAGCUUUUCCCAAUUCUAUUUCUAUUGACAACAUUUAUGAGGAGAGUACAUAUUCCCAGAUUGUGUGAUUUGGGUUUGUCAGCUGCUCUAUUCACCUAUGUGCCACAAUGGCCAGAGUGGUAGCAGAGCAGAAGUGGCUGACCAGUCCUAUGUACAUAAUGUAGUCUGUGUACAGAGAUUGGGCCGUGCCAUACCCUGACAUGAAAAGAACCCCAGUGGCCCACAAGUUAUCCUCUUUGCAUGACCGAGCCCCAGGGAGAUGGCCGUGUUUGAUAAUAGCUGUUCAUUAAAAAUGAACAGUGUGAGACAGACUGAGAACAUGUCCUGUACACAGGGGGAACUCAGAAGAAGACCAGCACAGAGCUCUCUGAGACACGGAGAGGAGAGGCACCAUGGGUACAGGCAAAAAAAAAACACCUUUAUCAUUAACACACACUGGCUUUAUCAAUGUUGUACUGUACGCCAUUCAAUUAAACCAUGUUCUAAUUUUG